AUGGCUCCUGCCUCCAAGACCCCACCAACAACGCAGGAUGUCUACCUCGAUUGCGAAUGCGAUGCCGCGCUGGACAAGAUAACGGCUGCGAUCGCAAAGGCCAAGCGCGUCGUCGUCGCCGUCGGGGCUGGGAUUUCGACCUCGGCUGGCGUACCGGUGAGUUGGAUGGGUGGCGGAAGUGAGGGAGACAUUUCUGAGCUGAUUGGGGUUCUUUGGGUGAGUACAGGACUUCCGGACCAAGACUUCGGGCCUGUACGCACGUGCUGGCAAUGCCGUCGGGGGUGAUGAUCACCAGGGUGACGCUCGAGCGCGACGAGCUGCGACUGGCACCGCUGCGUCACCAACCAAGACAGCCUCAAAAGCCACCACAAAAAGAGCCGAAUCCAACUCGCUCAAAGGUCCAGCAAUGUUCACUUCUUCGGUGUAUACGGCCGUCUCGACGCGCACUGCACAUUGGCAAUUCAUGACUCGGCUCAAGCGUUCAGUCGAUCACAUCGCCUCGGCCUCCAUCCCACCCCAAUUGACCUCCUCCUCCACCGCUCUCCCCUCCUCGCCUUCUCGCUCAACUCGAGCCAGCGCGGAGAAGCGUGAAAAGGGCGUGACGAAGACGCACGCUUUCUUUGAUACGUUGCAUCGACGCGGUCAACUCGAACGGGUAUAUACCCAGAAUAUUGACGGGUUCGAACUCACCUCGGGUCAACUCGAAGAAGUAGGCAUCGAAGGCAUUCGCGUCCAGGCCGACCACGUCGAUUAUUCUGAGAGGAGCUUAGUACCGAAAGCAAAGGGGAAGGCAAAGGCAAAGGAAUGGACGGGCGAUGUCGUGCAACUGCAUGGCUCGUUGGGCAGGGUCAAGUGCUCGAGUUGUGCUUGGGUCGGUGAAUGGGACGAGAGGCAUUCAAAGGCGUUCGAAAAGGGGAUGAGUGUCGAUUGUCCGGCUUGCGUCUCACAAGGUCAGUCGCCGUGUAUUGCUUUCCCUUCGCCUAAUCAUCCUGGCGUGACUGACUCUGGAGUCGUCGCUGUGCCAUCCACCAGCCGAACUGCGCGUGUGCUGCGGCAAACGAGCGCUCGUAUUGCGAUCCUUCGUACGCCCUUCGAUCGUGCUCUACGGCGAACGCUCCCCAGCCGAGCAAUCAAUCGGGUCUAUCAUCACUUACGACCUAUCCCGCAAACCCGACUUACUGAUCGUCAUGGGCACGACGCUCAAGAUUUCCGGUUUCAAACGGCUCGUUGCGGACAUGUCGAGGGAGGUGCGCAAGAAUGGUGGGUUGGCGAUUUUCGUCAAUCGCGAGAAGAAUGGGGCGGCGAUGUGGAAAAAGGUGUUUGAUUAUCAAGGUACGUUGUGGGAGUUGAGGUCAAGUAAUUUUCGGAGUAAUCGAGCUGAUCCGACUCGAUCCGAGCACGCGCACAGUCAUUGGCUCGACGGACGAUUUCGUCGAUAGGCUCCUGAAACGAUGGAAGCAGACUCGUCCGGCGGAUUGGCAAAAGCAAGCGACGCUCAACGAUACAUUCACUGUGACGAAGCCAUCCCAAGUCGUUGUUUCCAAGCCCGUACAGCCGGUGCUACCUAUGACCCCGUCUGGUGAGUCUGCUCACCGAGAGGACUCGACUUGCUUUGCCUUGCUGAGUCAUCGAAGGUUGUCGUCUCACAGCUUCCAGCACCCGAACGCCUUUGCGCGACCCCAACUUUUCGCUCGUCGUUCCCGGUCCUGGUACACCGCCUCCCUCACCUCUCAAACGAAGGUCAUCAUGUAGUGAUCGAACCAACUUACCGAGCAUGGACAAGCUUCCGGAAACACCUUCCAAACGUCGAUCGCCCCGAUCGCCCCGGGCCGACCAAGAACAAGAACCAGGAGCCUCCUUCGACUUUGACUAUGACUAUGAUCACCUCGACCAACUCAGCAAGACUCGAUACCCACGAAUGGACCAAAUAAGCGAUCCUCCCUCGACGCCCUUUCGAAUGCCUGUUAUAUUUGUUCCCAAAUCGCCUCCGACACCGACGAGAAAAGUGUUGCCGAGGUCGCCUAGAAGGGCUGUGGCGAGGUGA
Messenger RNA from Microbotryum saponariae, 2044 nucleotides. The record is from the annotation of a GenBank genome assembly. Lineage: Eukaryota; Fungi; Basidiomycota; Microbotryomycetes; Microbotryales; Microbotryaceae.